CUGAACACAACUGUUGAUUACUGCAAAGCCUCCAGGCAACUGUUAGAACAACGUAUUCAUUUACCCAGAACAACAAGGUCAUGGAGAUCCAUCCGUCUGCUGUGAUUCUGCUGCUGGUCUUGGCUGCUUCUUUCACUGCUUUUGGUCAACCAGAUGAUAUAAAGCCCCGUUAUCAAAAAUUCUUCAAUCAACAUUUCGGUCCUCAUGUGAGCGAGCAUGAUUGUGACAAAGAAAUCAGAAACAGGCAGAUCACUGCCUCUGGAACUGCAAAUGGCUGCAAAGAAGUCAAUACCUUCAUACAAGCGAAUAAAAAUGACAUUAAAGCAGUUUGUGGCAGAGGAGGAACUCCACAGGGCAAUAAUCUGUUUAAGAGCAACCAGCCUUUUCCUUUGGUCACGUGUAAAUUACAAAGUGGGCAGAGACACCCAAACUGCCAAUAUAGAGGGAAGAAGUCCACUCGUUACAUUGUUUUGGCGUGUGAUCAAGAAUGGCCUGUACAUUAUGAUGAGGGCAUAAUUAAUGUAUAG
Messenger RNA from Onychostoma macrolepis, 527 nucleotides. RefSeq names its product ribonuclease-like 3. The record is from RefSeq and is a predicted model, not a curated record. The transcript is spliced from 2 exons. The coding region runs from base 81 to 527 and encodes 148 amino acids. Gene Ontology annotation, molecular function: RNA nuclease activity; nucleic acid binding. NCBI's taxonomy places the organism in Eukaryota, Metazoa, Chordata, Actinopteri, Cypriniformes, Cyprinidae. Gene Ontology annotation, biological process: angiogenesis; defense response to Gram-positive bacterium; defense response to Gram-negative bacterium.